AUGGUGUCAUUCUUCUCCUUGGGCUUUGUGAUUGCUUUGGUGACAGCGGGAGCCACACGCAUGGACCGCUCGGAAGAAGUGCAGGACGAAAGUACUGGAACGAGUGAGUGUUCCGAUUGGGGGCGUCUUGGACAUUGGGGCAAGUGCUGUACCAGCAAAUGCAAUGGCCAAGAGGAUCGGAUCUUCAAAGGAUCCUUGGCCAAGCAAGACAUGGGAGACCUCCAGGCCCAAUGGCUUGACUGGUCUAUAUUCUUUCUUCCAAGGGGUCGGAAGGUCGGUCGGAACGUCUCCCUAUUCUGCACACCCAUGGACAUUGGACAUUGGUUUCGCUCUCCUUUUUUCAGAUGCAUGAGAAGCCUUAUGGACAGAACCAUGAAGCAAACUAAUUAG
Durusdinium trenchii is the source of this 390-nucleotide messenger RNA. Lineage: Eukaryota; Dinophyceae; Suessiales; Symbiodiniaceae. The record is from the annotation of a GenBank genome assembly.